GCAUAUAUUGGUAGUAACUUCGAGCAAGAAGCUUUAAAAAGCAAUUUAUUUGCUGUAAGAAUGGAUGAAGGAUUUUCGGGUUUAGGUGAACUUGGUACUUUAGAUGAUACAAUUGAUUGUAGUGAAGAUAAAGAGUGGGAUACUCAGAUCGAUAUUGAAGAUAUUAACAAUGUUUUGCGUGAAGUAAGUCGUCUUUCAAAACUCGAUUUAUAG
Messenger RNA from Thelazia callipaeda (thelaziosis nematode), 213 nucleotides. Lineage: Eukaryota; Metazoa; Nematoda; Chromadorea; Rhabditida; Thelaziidae. The record is from the annotation of a GenBank genome assembly.